CCAAGAGCGACAUCAUCAAGGUGGGUCCGAUAAUCGAGGCCAAGGGUUAGUUUUAUUCCCGUUUUCUCCCAGAUUCAACUAGACUAGGCUAGUACUACGAUAGUACCUAUAUUUCUUUAUCAAGGGGCCUGUAUGCUUUUCCAACAUCAUGAGUGAUGAUAACAAAGGACCGCUGGUAAUCUCUGCAAAAGAGAAAACACCUAAACGAGUCACCCCAGGGAAACCUAGAAAAGGUGGAACAGUGAUUGGUCAGGUCCCAGAUGAACUCAGGAAUGAUCCAUUACUCCAAGAUGCCAUGAAGAGUCUUCCCCAAAAUUAUAAUUUUGAAAUCCCAAAGACGAUAUGGCGGGCAAGGUCUAUUGGUGCAAAAAGAGUUGCUCUUCAGUUUCCAGAAGGCCUGCUUCUAUUUGCUUGCACAAUUGCAGAUAUCAUUGAGAGGUUUACCGAUGCAGACACAUUGAUCAUGGGUGAUGUGACCUACGGGGCAUGUUGUGUGGAUGACUUCACAGCUAGAGCCCUUGGGGCAGACCUCAUGGUUCAUUAUGGACAUAGCUGCUUGGUUCCGAUCAACAUCACAUCAGAUAUCAACAUGCUGUAUGUGUUUGUGGAUAUCCAGAUUGAUACAGCUCACUUCAUAGAUACCAUCAGACACAACUUUGAUCCUGGGUCAUCUAUAGCUCUCGUCAGUACUAUCCAGUUCAUUGGAGCCGUGCAUGCUUCUGCAGGAGAGUUGAAGUCAGACUACACAGUGGUACUACCUCAAGCUAAACCUCUCUCAAAAGGGGAAAUAUUAGGCUGCACGGCACCUCAGCUCAGUCAAGUUGAUAACAUUAUUUAUUUGGGAGAUGGUAGAUUUCAUCUGGAAUCCAUCAUGAUAGCUAAUCCAUCCAUCGAAGCUUACAAGUAUGACCCAUACAGCAAAGAAUUCACCAGGGAGUAUUACGAGACGGAGCGAAUGCAUGGUGUACGUCAAGAAGCUAUUGAGAAGGCCAGACAUGGCAAGAAGAUUGGUCUCAUCUUGGGUACCCUAGGAAGACAGGGCUCUCCUAAAGUUCUUGAGAGUCUGAAGGAGCAAGUGACAAAGGCAGGGAAGGAGUAUGUUGUUGUUCUUCUGUCUGAAAUCUUCCCUCAAAAGUUAGAAUUGUUUGCUGACAUUGAUGCAUGGGUGCAGAUUGCCUGUCCACGUCUGUCCAUCGACUGGGGAUAUGCCUUUCCUAAGCCCUUACUUUCACCGUAUGAGGCUGCUGUAGCCUUCAAGUCCACUGAAUGGCAAUCGCGUUACCCUAUGGAUUUUUAUGCUAACGAUAGCCUGGGUCCAUGGACGCCUAACAACCAAGCUCAUCGACCUACAAGACAUACUAGGAAAUCAAAAAUUGUAAAAGAUAAAAGUGACACCUCAAAGGACAUCCUGAAAACUGAGGGUGCAAUAUCGGUUUCUCCCCAGCAAGAUGAGACAAAUAGGUGAAAGUGCAAGUCGUUAAGAAAAUUGAGUGUUAGAAGACUGUCAAAGAUCAAAUCAGUGGAGAGUGGUGAUGACAUACAUAGUCAACAACUCAUGAUGGUGCCUUAAUUAAUUCAACAAAUCUUUGAAAAAUCAUAUCUCUUGACUGAGUAUUUAGUCUUGUUGAUAUGUUGCACUGAGGUUUAUUGCAUUUUGAUCAUCAUUAUCUCAUUGUUUGGAUUACGAAUUGUUUUAAUAUAGUCAGAAGAGAAUUAAAGACCAGUGACACUAAAACUUUGGUAUAAUUUUAUCAUCAUAAUAGUAAUUAUAAUAAUGGCAUAUUUACCAGGGAAGCCACUUCAGUACUGAAAACUCAAGCAUUCAAGGAAUUUCUUCCUACCGGGUACCCAUUCACCUCACUUGGGUCGAGUGCAGCACAAUGUGGAUAAAUUUCUUGCCGAAGGAAAUUACGCCAUGGCUGGGAUCGAACCCACAACCAUCUGUUUCAAAGUCCGGAGACUAAUCUACUGGGCCACAACGCUCCACAUGGCACCUCUGCCUUAGCUGUCAUGGCUGCUUUGGUACCUUGUAAGGCAACCAGUGCCCCUAGGGUACUCUUCGUCCUCACGCGCCACCCCAACAACCAAUAUGUCAUUAAGAUCAUCAACAAUAACUGCCACCUCUUGAGGUGUGACUGAGCUACCACAGAAAUCUUCAGUCUUCGACUUCAAGUAGCUACCUCUGUGACUAGCCUCCUCCUCACCUUCCUUACAGUGGUACCCAUUCCAACUAUAAUAGGUCCUUAUCAAUUUAUGCUAUCCAGAGCAUUUAUUGUCAUCAGUUCAACAAAGGAGAAAUUAAGAAUCGAAUACUGACUGAUGACUGAGUAUUUGAGAUCCAUACGACUCAAAUGGACUGGAUAACGUGUUAUUGCACCCUUUAAUUUUCACAACAAUAAUUUUGAGAAAUUUUAAAAUGUGCGCAGUUUGCAGCCCACCCAAUGCCAACAAUAUACACAAGGAGGAAGGUAAACAUGAUUUUUCAACUUGGUUGCCUCCAACCAAUAGGGAUAAAUGUUUCACCCACAUUUCCUAUGACAUAAUUUUAUUUCCUUUUGUUUUAUUUUGCUUCCUAUUGUUUUGUUUUCUGCUUUCUUCCCCUUUUCUCUGUUUUUGUUGUUGUUGUCCUAGUAGCUAUUCUUCAUUUCUCCUCCCAUCCCUUCUCCACUCUUAUUUUUACUAUUUUUGUUAUAUUCUCUUUUCUUUUUUCCCCCUUUAUCAUUUACUUGAUUUUACCUCCUUUUGCGUCCUUUUUACUUUUUCUUUUUUUUUAAACCCCUUUUCUCACCCUUUCCUCUGUUUUGUUGCCCUCUCUUUCCUCAAAAUACUUUCUGAUAUAAUUAUUGUUGCUACAUCACCAUUUGGCAUGCUUUGCUUUUUGAUGUGAUCUGUUGACUUUAAUUAAUGUUGUCAUUCCUUGAUAAAGGGCUAUACUAGGAAAAUAUGUUUGUUUUGUUUUUCAUAUUGAGUUUCCUCAUACAAAUAAAUAAAUAAAUAUAUCUUAAUGGUGGAAGUGGUUUGUGGUACACUGUGUCCAGUCCAGGAAUGACUGAGAUAGAAAGUGGAUAGAAAUGGAGGUGACAUGGAAAGGCAAAAAAGUGGAGGUUGGGAAGAAAGAGUAUUAUUUUUGAUUGAAUGUCAUCCUUAAAAGGACAGUAAACCAGAAGGAGUGGAAAACUGAGUAGUAGGCAGGGUGAGAGGCUUGGUUUCAGUAGAUGAGAGAGGCAGGCCUUGAUCGGCGAGUGGAGCAGGAGAAUAGACUCUUCAUUUUGGGCAAGUCGACUGUCCAUCUUCCGGAGAAGACCUCUCUCAUUUACUCAAGCCUCGUACUUCUAUUUCUAAUAAGUCAAUUCAAAUUUAGAAAAUGUUAAUAAAAUCCCUCAUCUCACCCUGUCUUUUCUACCAACAGCUGGGGCCCGUUGCAUAAAGCACCUACAACUGUUGUAACUUUGUCAUGCCAACUACCAUGGUAACAGGACUCAGCAGCCAAUCAGAAUGAAGGUUUCUAUGGUAGUUGCCAUGAAGGCAAGGUUACAACAGUUGAAAGUUAAGUCCUUUAUGAAACAGGGCCCCAGGUCUUCUAAACAAAUCAAGAAAAAUCAAGCAACUAUAUAACUAGACAAGUAGACAUUUCAUGUAAAUAGGAUGUGAAAUAAAAAAAAUUAUGACAUUUUAAGUGAUAAGCAAAUAAAAAUGGCAAUGAAUCAAAUC
Molecule: messenger RNA, 3711 nt
Organism: Lytechinus variegatus (green sea urchin)
Lineage: Eukaryota; Metazoa; Echinodermata; Echinoidea; Temnopleuroida; Toxopneustidae
Gene: dph1
Product: 2-(3-amino-3-carboxypropyl)histidine synthase subunit 1-like
Exons: 13
Coding region: 149-1465 (438 amino acids)
Biological process (GO): protein histidyl modification to diphthamide
Molecular function (GO): 2-(3-amino-3-carboxypropyl)histidine synthase activity
Source: RefSeq, a predicted model, not a curated record